GUCACAUGAUUGUGACGUCAUGAAACGCGACUUUCUGAUCACAGGCAUGCCUUCUUCUGCAGGUGAAUACUCCGUAAAGUGUUAUUUAGCUACAUUUAUUUAGCCAAAUUAUCAUCCAAAACAAGUGCAUGUAGAUAUUGGGCCUCCUGACUCCUUAUCGAAAUAAUAAAACCGGCAAGCUGGUUGUUUGUUUAUAGGUAAUGUCAAUUAAAGUCUCUAGCUAGCUAAUUAGUUUGAAGCUAAUUUCUUAGUGUCCCUGACUUCACUUGACUGUUUUUUUUUCAACACAGACAUGAGACAGCACAUCUGACAGUGUACAGUAGUAGUAUAUUGUAACUAACUAUGAGCUCCCUCCUGAUAUUAAAAACAAGAAUAUGUCUGAAAUACAUUAGCCCACUCUUUAAUCCAAGCACUGCUGGCUUUACUCCCCUGAAUAAUGUGAUUAGCAAGCUAUCAGUUAGUUCCAGACUUUUAUGCACUAAAGGAGGGAGUAGACAUGCAGGUAACAACAGGAAAGAGGACAGACAGAGGGAAUUCAAUAUCAGAGAGAGGCUCCCUUUUCCCAAGUCAGUGUUUGCUGCAGGGACAGCCAAGAGAACUGCUGAAUACCAAAAGAAGAGGGCUGAGGAGGAACCAAACUUCCCCAGAAAGAACAAGAGAGUGGAACCCCCAGACCACCCUCUCACUGCCUCAGAGUGGAAGAGCCUAAAAUUGACUUCACCGAAUCCUGAUCGCUUUGAUGUCCGGAUGAUGUCAUCAAUGCUGGCUGAUGGGACAGACAUCAACGUGGCCAAGUCCCUGCUGGCCUAUGUUGCCAUGGAUACCGGUACGCUGUCUUACGAGCUGCUACUGCGGUACCUCACCCUGUGUGUCGGCAGUGGCCACCACUCUGAGGUGUUUGACAUGUAUGAUAUCAUGAGGAGCCGGUUCAGGACAUUAGACACUGGAGCCUCCAGCCUGUUCAUAAAGGGCUUCAGCAGGACAGAACGCUGGAAGGAGGCGCUGACCAUCCUGGAGAACAUCAAGAGGGCCAUCACGCCAUCACCGCGUAACUACGGCGAUACCAUCGCUGGGGCGGUGCUGCAUGGUGACGGUGACACUGCCUGGGCCCUGUAUGCUGAGCUGAUGGAGAAGGGCCUCAUUCCCAACCAGGAGACAUGGCAGGCCCUGUUCCAGUGUGGUCUCUCUCAUCAGGGCCACGAGGACGGGCUGCAGUCCAUCCUCCUCCAUAUGAGGGACAACCAAAUCUAUCCCGAGGAGACUCUGGCUAAAGAUAUCAAAGCUUGGUUUGAGAGUCUUCCAGAACAGAAGUGGAUUGGCAGCUGGUCCCCCGUAGACCCCAGGGGAGUGUGUCGGAGCUGCCAGGCAGAGCUGGAGUCCAUCCAGCUGAGUCGGGAGGAGUACGCCCAGCUCAAAGACAGGGUGAUGGGGGACGUGAUCCAAGGCAGAGACAUCUUCAAUAAGACCACUCCAGAGGAGCUGGAGAGCUUCAAGAACUUUGUCAAGCGGAAGCCGGCCUUUGACGUGGUCAUAGAUGGACUCAACGUGGCCAACAUUGGCAUCAAAGGGAACCAGUCGCAGACGCUCCUGGAGGUGGUGUCGGAGCUUGAGCGCCAGGGCCUGGUCAUCCUGGUCCUGGGGAGGAAGCACAUGCAGCGGCCCUCACGCAGCUGGGACAGACAUGACAUGAGCUUGGUCCAGCAGAAGGCCCACUGCUUCUUCACUGACAACAUUUCUGAGGAUGACCCUUUCCUGCUGUAUGCCACACUGCACUCUGGGAAUCACUGCAACUUUGUUAGCCGGGACCUGAUGAGGGACCACAAGGCCUGCCUGCCAGACGGUGCCACCCGACGCCUCUUCUUCAAGUGGCAGAGAGGCCACCAGCUGGUGCUGAGCAGCUACACCCCAGGAAAGAGAGUACGAUUCCAGAGGAUAUUAAGUUAUGACACCAUUGUCCAGACAAAUGGAGGCUCCUGGCACAUCCCCUAUGAUGAGAAUGGGGCAGAGAGAUGCACUUAUGAAGUUCCACAGAAGUGGCUGUGUCUUACCAAGGCAAAAUAAGGACCCACUUAGAACGGUUUGAUCUUCACAAACCUGUCAAUACAGUGCUCGUUAAUGAAACUAUAGCAUGUGGAAAAGAAUAAAAGACUGAAAAAAAAGUUUUGUACUUUUCUUGUAGUCCUAGAAUAUUUUUUUUCAAAAUGCAUUCAGUAAGCCAAGAGGUGUCUAAAACAACGUUUGUUGGAUUGACCCGGACAUCAACUACUGUUCCUAAACCAAUUCCGGGAUCAUUAUCGUGCAUGUUUUUUCCUCAGUAGUUCUGUUUUCAGUUUGCAACUUUUAUACACAUUUACUUGUUUACCAACACAAUGUCCCGAGGGUCGAGUGCAGGAUUUGAACGACAUAUUACCAUCUUCUCUGGAGAGCAGACUCAAAGUCGGUUAGUAUGGGAUAGUUCUGAAGAAAUUAAAAUACCAACUUGCCCAGUCAUUAUUGUAGCCAAACUAUAGUAGGUAGUUAAUGUUAACUAACCUGGCCAUAGCUAACGUUAGCUCAGUUGUAAAAUAUUAAAGUUAACUAGCUGCUUUAUAAUGUCAGUGAAUGGAUAAAGUAUGUUAAUAUUGUCAGAUUUCUAACAGCUAGUUUAUUGAUUAUGUUUGCUAACUACAGCAGUUAGGCAAUUAACUAAGUUGGCUAGUUAACCUAGCUAACGUUGCAAGCUGAUCAAAUUCAUAUCUGCCACUAUUCAUGCUGAGUUUGAAACAGUUACUAUAGUAAGCUAACUUUUAGAACUAGCUUUUCCUGUCAUGCUAUUUGACAGAAGUAGACCGUUACACCAUUGCCAUAGGAGGCUAACUUAGUAGCAACUAGCUGUCCAGUAAUGAGUUGUCAUUCUUUGAGUGUCUUGGCACAGAUGCGUUCAUGGUCUGAGCACGUCAAUGUGGUGAAUAGCCUUCAUCAUGACAUGCAGUGACAGCUUUGAAGCUGUUAAUCUUUCACCUUGACAAAAGUCUGGAGUGAUGCAUCAUUUUCCCCUGUUCUGUUUUUGCGACUGCACUUGAAGAAACUUUCAAAGUUCUUGAAAUGUUCCGUAUUGACUGACCUUCAUGUCUUAAAGUAAUGAUGGACUGUCGUCCAGGCGGUGGCUACUUUGAAAAAAAGUAAAUUAUAAAAUAUAUUUUGAUUUGUUUGAGCACGUCUGGGACCUGUUGGAUGGAGGGUGAGGGCCAGGGACACCCCCCCCCCCCCAGAACUUGCAGGUGCCUUGGUAGAAGAGUGGGGUAACAUCUCACAGCAAGAACUGGCAAAUCUGGUGCAGUCCAUGAGGAGGAGAUGCACUGCAGCACUUAAUGCAGCUGGUGGCCACACCAGAUACUGACUGUUACUUUUGAUUUUGACCCCCCCUUUGUUCAGUGACACAUUAUUCAAUUGCUGUUAGUCACAUGUCUGUGGAACUUGUUCAGUUUAUGUCUCAGCUGUUGAAUCUUAUGUUCAUACACAUGUGAAGUUUGCUGAAAAUAAAC
Messenger RNA from Salvelinus fontinalis (brook trout), 3524 nucleotides. RefSeq names its product mitochondrial ribonuclease P catalytic subunit-like. Gene Ontology annotation, molecular function: ribonuclease P activity; protein binding. The record is from RefSeq and is a predicted model, not a curated record. NCBI's taxonomy places the organism in Eukaryota, Metazoa, Chordata, Actinopteri, Salmoniformes, Salmonidae. Gene Ontology annotation, biological process: tRNA 5'-leader removal; mitochondrial tRNA 5'-end processing. The coding region runs from base 343 to 2061 and encodes 572 amino acids. The transcript is spliced from 7 exons. Gene Ontology annotation, cellular component: mitochondrial ribonuclease P complex; mitochondrion.